Oncorhynchus keta (chum salmon) is the source of this 851-nucleotide messenger RNA. Its product is annotated as intercellular adhesion molecule 3-like. Lineage: Eukaryota; Metazoa; Chordata; Actinopteri; Salmoniformes; Salmonidae. The record is from RefSeq and is a predicted model, not a curated record. Gene Ontology annotation, molecular function: integrin binding. The coding region runs from base 282 to 851 and encodes 189 amino acids. The transcript has 5 exons. Gene Ontology annotation, biological process: cell adhesion.
GUUUUCCAGUCUAGAAUACUUUCACUUUCAACGGUCUUCUGCAAAGCAGAACGAGCGCAUUUCUUCUUCUUCAGCUCGUCGAACAGAAAAGCGGAAGACUUCGCCGAGGGACGUUCGUUGUUAGUUCGAUGGAAAAUGGCGAUUUUAAUUGGUCUACUUAUUUCAUCAUUGUCUCUGUAUUGUGACUUCACCGAUGCUGAGUGCCUGGUGGUCAGUCCUGCCUGGUGGUGAAGCAUGGAGACCCAGCCUCCUCUAACUGCAGCUCAGAUACCCCUGUAGAGAUGGGCUGGGAAGCCACCCAGGGAGGAGUUGGUCUAACAGACAACAAGGUGAAGUUCCUACGCUGGAGGGUGGACAGUGUGACUGACUGGAAGAUCAAACCUACAUGCUUCACAGAAGGAGGCCAGUGUCAGAAACAGCUGGACAUCACAGUUUAUAAGCUUCCAGACCGUGUCUCCAUCAGCUACAGGAAGUACCCUGAUCCGAUGGUUGAGGGGGAUCAGUACCUGCUACAGUGUCUUGUCCAGAACAUCGCUCCUAUUGGGAGACUCACGGUGUCCUUCUACAAAGUCAGUGCCACUGGUGAACAGACAGAAUUAGACACACAACAUAAAUCCAAGGACAACAUCAAGACACCACAGAAUGGGACCUUCACCCUGGACUUCACCCCUGGUAGAGAUGAUGACGGGGCCCAGUUGUUGUGUUCAGCCAUGUUGGAUCUGGGACCAGAGGGACCCCAACCUCCUCCUGUAAUGGACUCAAACCGCCUCAACAUCAACGUGCACUCCGUUAACCCCAUGGAAGAGAACUUGACCAUCACCAACAUGGCCAAGUCUCACUCUGGAGAUUAA